Messenger RNA from Dermacentor albipictus, 1902 nucleotides. RefSeq names its product cytochrome P450 3A11-like. Gene Ontology annotation, molecular function: heme binding; iron ion binding; monooxygenase activity. The record is from RefSeq and is a predicted model, not a curated record. NCBI's taxonomy places the organism in Eukaryota, Metazoa, Arthropoda, Arachnida, Ixodida, Ixodidae.
GGCCGCCGCAGCGUACGCCGACGCCGAUGCUUGCGAAACGAGUUCCAGCAGUUCAAGUUCGCUUUCGUGUGGCGUGGCGGGAAAGUAAAUGCGGUGACAGGACUGACAGCUCCGAAGUGAAGACAUCGCAGAAAAAGAAAGCAUGUUGUUGUCAUUGUUGAUUGCCACACUGGUCACGCUGCUUACGACGUACAUUUGGCGACGGCGAAAGCGGUUCCUCUUGUUCAAGGAAUUAGGGAUUCCGGGACCUGAACCAAGCUUUUUUUCUGGAAACACUGCAGAAAUUCUCAAUAAGGGAUCUGUGAAGGCAUUUGAUGAAUGGACCAAAAAGUUUGGUGAUAUUGUGGGAUUUUAUAAUGGUGGAACGCCAGUUCUAAUUGUGAAGAACACAGAAUUGCUUCGAAAGAUUCAAGUUAAAGAUUUUGGAAACUUUACUGGCCGUGGUGUGGUGUCCGUGGCAUCGCGCCACCACCGCAUUGCCAGGACAAGCCUCACCAAUGCUCCAAGUGAGCGAUGGAAGGAAAUGCGCAGCCUCAUGACGCCUGCAUACAAAUCAAGCUCCAUGAAAUCGAUGCUGUCACUUGUUGAAAACUGCGUGGACACCUUCAUGAAGGUUGUUGCGGCCAAGCAGCAAGAAGCAGCUGCCACGGAAAUGCGGGAGCUCUUCCAGAAGCUCUCCAUGGACAUCAUUGCACGCUCUGCGUUUGGCACUGAGACUGGAAUCCAGCUAAGUCAAGGAGACUCGGAUGCUGACACACUGCUGGCCUUGAUCCAGGACAGACUGGGAGAAUAUAAGAAGGGCUGGCUGAUGUACUUUGCAAACUGUUUUCCAGAAUUUGACUACCUGUGGAGAUUUCUGCUCUCCCGUGGCAAACACACUGUGAAGACACCAACAGACUACAUUAAGAACAACCUAGUUUCGAUCAUCGAACAGAGGCGAGCAAACAAGCAGGUUGCACACGAGGACCUGUUGCAGCUCAUGCUGAAUGCUGAAGAGGAGGCUGACUCCUUGAUUGAUGUGCAGCAGCUGACUGUGAUGCAUGAAGAAGACGAAGUCGGCUGUGCAUCCCCUGGGAGCAUUCCCAUAAUCCGCAAGCGACGAUUUAUGACGACAACAGAGAUUCAGUCCAAUGCAGUUAUGUUUCUUGUUGCUGGAUUUGAAACAACUGGCACCACUCUAUCAUUCACGUCGUACCUGCUAGCAAAGUAUCCUGACAUGCAAGAGAGGACGAGGAGUGAAAUACUGUCCGUCAUGAAAGCUGAGAAUGGUUUAACGUAUGACAGUAUAACCAAGAUGCGCUACUUGGACCAAGUGAUCUCAGAAGCUCUUCGCUACUACCCAGUGGUUGUUGGGUUCAUAACUAGAAAGUGUGAGCAGGAGUAUGAAUACAAGGGCAUCAAGAUUCCCAGUGGGAUGUCCAUAUUGGUGCCAGCUUACCAAAUUCACCAUGACCCCAAUCUGUGGAAUGAGCCAGAGGCAUUUGAUCCUGACAGGUUCAGCUCAGAGAACAAAGGCAAGAUAGAGCCAAUGGCAUACCAGGCAUAUGGCAAUGGACCACGAAAUUGUGUUGCCAUGCGAUUUGCUCAGCUAGUGCUGAAGUUCACUUUGGCGAAGAUGCUUUCUACUUAUAAGCUUGUGCUGGAUCCUGACAGGCACAAGGGGGACCUGAAGAUAGGUUCAUCAUUCACAUUGGCUUAUCCAUUGGAGGGUGUGUGGCUGAAGCUGCAAGAAGUUCAUGAAACCUAAUCAAGGACCGGCCUGUUUCUACAUGUAAACAGAGGGCCAACAGAGAAAUGCGUGAUUGCACAAACAGUGUUCAUAUAGAUGACAAUGGCAGAAAAUUAUAAAUGCUGCUCACCAAAGGAUUCAAGUACAAUAAAUUUUGCAGAAUCUAAGUCAUA